Sander lucioperca (pikeperch) is the source of this 1719-nucleotide messenger RNA. RefSeq names its product zinc finger protein 239-like. The record is from RefSeq and is a predicted model, not a curated record. The transcript is spliced from 2 exons. The coding region runs from base 95 to 1309 and encodes 404 amino acids. Lineage: Eukaryota; Metazoa; Chordata; Actinopteri; Perciformes; Percidae.
GCCAUGUCAGUCUAGGAACCCGGAGUGAGUCAGCAGUCUCAGUGGAAGGCUGCUGGAUUUCAAAGACCAGGACCAGAACCAGAACCAGAGCGGAAUGGAGGAGGAGCAGCAGAAGCCGGAGCAGCGGAGCAACAAGGUCCCCAGAAGAGCAGCAGCAGGCUCGGCCUCUGAUAGCAGCGGUGUUCAGAAACGGAGAGGAAGAGGCGGACUCGGACAUCACAGCUGUCAGCACUGUGACAAGUCCUUCACAACAUCUAGAAAUUUAAAUAUUCAUCAGAGUGUUCACACUGGAGAGAAACCGUACAGCUGUGAACUAUGUGGGACAGCUUUCAGAGAGUUAAGUUUGCUCAAACGUCAUCAAUUCAUUCACACUGGAAAGAAGCCGUUCUGCUGUGAACUAUGUGGGAAAACUUUUUCUCACCGUGGUCACUUUAACGUCCACCAAGUCGUUCACACUGGAGAUAAACCAUACAGCUGUGAACAAUGCGGAGCAGCAUUCACAACAUCGGGUAAUCUUAAAGUCCAUCAACGCAUUCACACUGGAGAGAGACCAUACAGCUGUGAACAGUGCGGGGCGAAUUUCAAACAAUUAGGUGGGCUCAAAAGUCAUCAACUCACUCACACUGGAGAGAAGCCGUACAGCUGUGAACAAUGUGGGGCAGCUUUCACACAGUUAGGUGGGCUCAAAGGUCAUCAACUCCUUCACACGGGAGAGAAGCCGUACAGCUGUGACCAAUGCGGGGAAGCAUUCAUAAGGUCGGUUAAACUUAAAUCCCACCAACGCAUUCACACUGGAGAGAAGCCAUACAGCUGUGAACAAUGUGGGGCAGAUUUCACACAGUUAUCUAACUUAAAGGCCCACCGACGUGUUCACACUGGAGAAAAGCCGUACAGCUGUGAACAGUGCGGGGCAGCUUUCUCACAGCUAUCUCACUUAAAGGUCCACCGACGCAUUCAUACUGGAGAUAAACCUUACAGCUGUGAACAAUGUGGAGCAGCAUUCACAACGUCGGGUAAUCUUAAAGCCCAUCAACGCAUUCACACUGGAGAGAAACCAUACAGCUGUGACCAAUGUGGCGCAGCAUUCGCGACGACGGGUAAACUUAAAGUCCACCAACGCAUUCACACUGGAGAGAAACCAUACAGCUGUGAACAAUGCGGAGCAGCUUUCUCAGAGUUAUCUCACUUAAAGGCUCACCGACGUGUUCACGCUGAAGAGAAGCCGUUCUGGUGUGAGCAAUGUGGGAAAACUUUUUCUGAGAGUGGUCACCUUAAAACCCACCAACUCAUUCACACUGCCUCCUCUUGAACAUUUUCUAAAGCCAAGCUGUUGUUAGAGUGGAGAGAGGGAACAGAUAGCGUGAGUCAAGACGCUGUUUACUACCCAGAUAAGAAAAGAGAGCAGUCAGAGCCCAAAGUAGCCGAGGUCCAGGACCACUGCAGGCACUAACCUGCUUGAUAAAUAUGGAAGAAGAACAAAGUGGGGAAUAUGUCAGAGCACAUAACAUUGGGUAAAAGAGCAUGUAAAGAUGACAAGUGAAAAUCAGUGCUGUGAAGAACACGAUGAGUGUAACAUAACAGUUGUUUUUCAAGGAAUCAGAUUAUGAGAUAUUCAUGAUUGAAGCUUGUAGAAGAAAAUAAUUUCCCAGUUUUAGUCUCAUUUUAUCCUAAUAUCCUCUUUCUGUUCACUGAUUAAGUUGAUCAUAUUUUAACAGAUUU